This is a messenger RNA of Pelmatolapia mariae (spotted tilapia), 1308 nucleotides long. RefSeq names its product protein C1orf43 homolog. The record is from RefSeq and is a predicted model, not a curated record. Gene Ontology annotation, biological process: phagocytosis. The transcript has 7 exons. The coding region runs from base 170 to 931 and encodes 253 amino acids. NCBI's taxonomy places the organism in Eukaryota, Metazoa, Chordata, Actinopteri, Cichliformes, Cichlidae.
CCUCACAGUGCAAAGCUAACUGAAAGCUAAGUAGCAUAGCUUAGCGCAUGAUGCCCAUGAAGAAAAAGACAAGGCUCAGCUCAGUUGCUGAUAUUUUAUUUUUUCUAAGCAUACUUUGAAGCUGUAGAGUGAUUCGUCGUCGCGUAGACUGUAAGCACUGACAGGCGGCAUGGCAGAGUCAUCGCCGUUAUCUGGAGUCAAUGUUGUUUUGGUUAUGGCCUAUGGAAGCUUGGUGUUUGUAUUGCUGUUUAUAUUCGUCAAAAGGCAGAUCAUGCGUUUUGCAAUGAGAUCCCGCCGAGGGCCCCAUGUACCUAUUGGCCACAAUGCACCAAAGGGUCUGAGGGAGGAGAUUGAGUCCAGACUGUCCAAAGUUCAUGAGAUACGUUAUGAACCUCGGCUCCUGUCAGAAGAAGACGACAGACUGAAGCGGGCAUCACAGAUAAGUUGCUACAACUACCUGUACAGGAUGAAAGCUCUGGAUGCAAUCCGUGACUCAGGAAUUCCUUUGCAGGAGAUAAGUGGGAGCCCCAGCGCAUUUACUGGACGCAGCUUCAGGAACUGGCUAGUUGAGCUGCGCAACUCCCACUCUCUGAUAAAGAGCAGCCGCAGUGCACUUAUUGACCGUUUGCUUGAAGGCUACGACAGCGCUCGUCAUGGGACUGGGGUGUUUGGGGAACCCGAGUUUCUUGAAUAUCAGCAAGCUCUAAACGAACUGGCUGACGUUGUGAAGGCGUAUUCCAGCACCACCAGCCUCGACCAGCAUCACCAGUCCGCAGCCAAGGACCUGACAGGCUCUCCUGUCCGCAGCACUCCCUCCACCAUCCAGGUCACCUACCUGCCUUCAACCGGCCAGCGCAGCAAGAGGCCCAAACACUUUCUGGAGCUCAAAAGUUUCAAAGACAACUACAACACACUGGAGAGCACGCUGUGAUGCACUGACUGUCAGAGGAUGGUUGUAUGGUGUGCGGUCAGUCUACUGGGAAACAAAAAGUUGUCGCAGACUGACUGGUUGGCUUUAAAAAUGAGCUUUAAAACAUCAAACUUAAAAUAAGCUCAGAAUGGACAGCGAGAGACAUGUCAUCCUCUAUAUUUUUGAUCUAAAAAAUGAUGCAGUUGUUAAAGUCUUGCUGUCACAGGAUGGUUUUUUUCCCCUUUUCUGUAUGUGUGUGUUUGCUGUUUAAUGUGUGCAGAGGAAAACACAAUUGUUGCCAACCCGGAAAAAAUUUCAUUUCAUUUUUGUAAAAGCAACAAGUCAACUGAAUUUAUUAUUUUUUCUUGAGAGUUGAAAUUGUAAAUACAAAUGUUUGA